AUGUGGUUUUGGUUCUUUGAGUCCAGAAACGAGCCUCGUACGGCUCCUCUGGUAAGCUGGUUUGGUGGUGGACCAGGCAAUUCAGCGCAGUAUGGCAUGUUUACUCAAAAUGGACCUUGUGAGAUUUUGGACAACAACACGGAGCCCUCUUUGAGAGAAUUUAGUCUCAAUAACCACGCCAAUGUACUCUACAUUGAUCAACCGAUUGGUACUGGCUUCUCCCACGGUGAUGGUGGAAAAGCCAAUAUCAAUUUCGCGCGUGACAACUCAAACAGACCUCUUAUCAACUAUCUAAAAAAGUGUGAUGGUACUGGAACCGCUGAAGAUUGCUCUGCUGCGUAUCUGAGCUACUGGACAGAAUUAGACCAACCUAUCCUGGCCUCAGCGCUCGACAUAUACGCUGACUUCAUCAUGGCCGAUAUCCAACCUGGCGGUGUUCGUCCUGCUACGAACCAUGAGGAAUAUCUACAAAGAGCUGAUGUGCAGAAAGCAGUUGGCGCUAGAGUCAACUACACUGACAGUGGAGGUGCUGUUGCUAUUCGCGGAUCAGGCGAUGAUGCCAAAUCAUUCCUUGGUGAAAUCUCACACAUUGUCCGGGAUGGCGUUCAAGUUCUCAUCUGGGCUGGAGAUUCGGACUACGUCUGCAACUGGCUUGGAACCAAAAGAGUCGCAGAUGCAGUGGACUGGCCCAAAAAAGAAAUAUUUUCUCAAACAGACCUUCAACCAUAUACCGUAAACGGCGUCCAAAAGGCGACGUUCAAGUCCGUGAAGAAUCUACACUACGUGAGAGUUUUCAAUGCCGGUCACAACGUUGGGUCGUACCAGCCCGAGACUUCACUACAGCUGAUCGCGCAAUCGCUAUCAGGAAAAGGUCUUUCUUCGACAUGA
Fusarium venenatum is the source of this 888-nucleotide messenger RNA. Its product is annotated as putative carboxypeptidase S1. The record is from RefSeq and is a predicted model, not a curated record. Gene Ontology annotation, biological process: proteolysis. Lineage: Eukaryota; Fungi; Ascomycota; Sordariomycetes; Hypocreales; Nectriaceae. Gene Ontology annotation, molecular function: serine-type carboxypeptidase activity.